This is a messenger RNA of Puntigrus tetrazona (Sumatra barb), 2364 nucleotides long. It is a transcript of the gene rpap3, whose product is annotated as RNA polymerase II associated protein 3. Bases 182 to 1918 code for a protein of 578 amino acids. The record is from RefSeq and is a predicted model, not a curated record. The transcript has 16 exons. Gene Ontology annotation, molecular function: protein binding. Lineage: Eukaryota; Metazoa; Chordata; Actinopteri; Cypriniformes; Cyprinidae.
UGUAUUUCUGUGCCGUUAAGUGCGCGCGCAGUGCUUGUAGCGCGUGACGGAGCUCGCGCAUGCGCGCAGGGGAGUCGGUGCUGUCAUGGCGCUGAACACAAACUAACGUUACCGAUCAGAACUCUUCAUCCUCGCUACAGGGAAUCUCUUUCCGUCUGAUGUCGUCUAGAAGAGCGCAGUGAUGUCGGGAAAUAAAGCGGUGGAGCUGCAGAUACAGAUGCGACAGAACGCAGACGACCUGCAGAACUUCAUGAGGGAGCUGAACAACUGGGAGGAAGAAAUCAAGAAGAAAGACCAGCAGCUUCUCACCGGACACCACAGUGAACCGCCGAAAACCCUCCCGCCGGUGAGGAACAAAGAUUAUAAGAAGACCAAGAAGGCGGCGAAGCGUCAGACGAACGGCGGAGGUCUGAAACGCAUCCGAUCCUACGACUAUCAGGCCUGGGACAAAUUUGACGUGGAGAGGACUCUGGAGGCCAUGGACGCAGAGGAGAGCCCGGUCCACUCCAACGAAUCAGACUCUGAAGGGCUUCAGGUGGACAGAGGUCUGGCGCUGACCGAGAAAGAGAAGGGGAACGAGUAUUUCCGGGACGGCCGGUACGACGCCGCCAUCGAGUGCUACACCAGAGGAAUGGACGCCGAUCCGUACAGCCCCGUGCUGCCCACCAACAGAGCGGCCUGCUUCUUCAGACUGAAAAAGUUCGCCGUGGCAGAGUCCGACUGCGACCUGGCCAUCGCUCUGGAUGGGAAAUACGUCAAAGCCUACGUCAGGAGAGCGGCGGCCCGCGCGGCCCUCGGCAGACACCGGGAGGCUCUCGAAGAUUAUGAAGUGGUUCUCAAACUGGAUCCAGAAAACGCGGAGGCCCAGAACGAGCUCCAGAAGCUGCAGCAGGUCUGUAGGAGAUCCGCUUCGGCCGAUCCCUCACAGCAGCAGAGGAAACAGGAAGCGGUCGUGGAGAAGGACAGAGGAAAUGCUUACUUUAAAGAAGGGAAGUACGAGGCAGCGGUGGAGUGUUACUCCAGAGGAAUGGAGGCGGACGAGACCAACGCUCUGCUGCCCGCCAACCGAGCCAUGGCCUACCUCAAACUACACCGGUUCAGCGAGGCGGAGCAGGACUGUAGCUCGGCUCUGGCUCUGGACAGCACUUACACCAAAGCCUUCGCCCGACGAGCCACGGCCAGAGCUGCUCUUGGCAGGAGCAGAGAGGCCAGAGAAGAUUUUCAGCAGGUUCUGAAGCUGGAGCCGGGAAACAGACAGGCCCUGAGCGAGAUCGAGAAGCUCUCAGCGGAGAUGAGGAGCAGCGGUCUUCUGGCUCCAGAGGAGAACGACCAGAAGAGAAGCGUCCAGCCCGUCCACAAACCUGAGCAUCUCAGAUCCAGCAAACCCUUGAGGAGGAUUGACAUACAGGAGGUGGGUGGAGAGAUCUCGUCGUCCUCGUCUGCCCUCACGUCUUCACCGCAUCACAAGAUCCAGAAGAUGGAGGAGAUCGUCUCAGACGCUCCUCUGUCCAGGGCUCCUGAAGAUUCGUCUCCAGAAACCGAAUCGAUUCCUCCUCCACCCGGCAGCGGUUUCCAGCUGGAGGCCGACCUCAGGAAGAUCAGCCGUCGGCCGCAAUCCACUUACAGAUAUCUGAAGCAAAUCAGUCCAGAUGCUUACCUGAAGAUCUUCCAGAACUCUCUGGAGCCCGACGUUCUCAACCACAUCCUGAAGACCUUCCACAGCUGCUUUCAACCUGAAGAUGCGUCUCUUCUGCUGGCCGUCCUGAGGAGCCUGGCAAGCGUGAGGAGGUUUGACAUGGCCGUCAUGUUCAUGUCGUCCGCCGAGAAGAAAAUCUUACAGGAGCUGUUUGACCGGAUCGGCAGCGCCGGUCUGGGAGACGCUUCUCUUCAAGACUUACAGAAGACAUACGGCCUUUGACCUCCACAGAAGUCUCUCCUGUUCAAUCCUUCUGACGCUGGACUGAAAGCUGGACCUCAGCCGUCAGUGAAACCGAACCAGAAGCAAAACGUCUUCAGUGUGAAUGAAUCAGAUGCUCUGAUACCUCAGAACGAACGCUUGGUGCCUUUAAACUCAGCUUUAUUUGGUUCUUGCACGUGUGGAUGUGUGCGUCGUAGAAUUUCAGAUAUUAUUAUUAUUAUUAUUAUUAAUCCAUCUAAAGCGUCCGCCGUAGGUUCCUGGGUCUGUGUGUUUUUCUUCACAAUCUGCUUCUGUUGUUCUGAAUGCUGUAAUAUUAAAGUCAAUGAACUCCAAACAGACUCCCGAUUCCUUUUCAUAUUGAGAACGAUUCACUCAACUGAAACACAAAAGCAGUCUGUUGAAAUUUAGAUUUUCUGAACGCAUUAAAAGCGGAAUGAAUAAGCUUU